UAUAAUUUUUGACUUCGAUGAUUUUAAGUACUGUUUGUUUAGCGAUCGUUAUUUCCCGGAGACGUCGAAGUUGUUUGGUUAGUUUUGCUGUAUGUAGGUAGAAAUCCCGCAUUCCAUCCACCGAUAAGAAGCACUAUUUUUUGGUGUGGAUGAAAAAAACUUUACAGAUGCUUAAUUUAAAUUAACCAUUGUGUUUACCCACCUUGUUAGAUAACUAUCCCAAGUAGAUGAUAUUUAGAGUUACACGAAUUAUUUCGCUCUCUAUCGGAUGAGUUUAACUGUGAUAUGUUGUGCUGUAAAUGCAUCAAACAUAGCUCGGCGUGGUAAAGGUUAUCUUUAAUCAGUAGCUACAAUAUAUUCUAUGAACGAAAACUUUUGCGUGCGCGUGUACUCUUCACUUGUUUAUAAGCGUUAACAGUGAAUUUGAAGCAAUGAGUUUCGAAGCUUAGGUUUUCGAACUUCGAAAUCGAUUGCGUGUGUCUGUUUGACAGCAGCUGCAUCAGCUGAUUUUGACAUCCGUUUUGCCGGUAAUGAAAACAAAGUUGUUUAUUGUAUAGCAUUGCGAAACGGAACGAUGCUUCGCUUACGAAUAUACUGUCGCACUAUGUGCACAAAAGUAGUGAAAGAAAAUGUUACCAGUCCAGAUGCUGCUCGGCUAUAUGCACCCCAUAUAGGUGCCGAUUACAGAGUGGUCCAUCGAUGGCUAUUAAACAAUCCAGCACUGCUGGAGUUGGAUCGGGAAGAGACAAUUAAGAAAUUAUCCUACCUCAAGUAUGUUCAUGUUACGCCUGAUGAAAUCUUGGAACAACCACACGUCCUGUUUAAUCAUCUCGUUACGCUGGAAAAUCGUACCACAAUCUUAAGAGAGUGCGGAUUAGUGGAGGGUCUUACGCUAAAUGCCAUUGGAAAUUAUCUGAAAUUGAUACGCAAGAGUAUAGUGCUGCUGAAGCGUAAUCACUUGAUUCCAAAAGAUUUGGAUAUGUACGAACAGUUGAAGCGCCAGUUCGAGUGUACGGUGGAACCGAACCUUCGCUGGGACGAUCGUACGCUUCUACAAGAUAUGCGCAUUGCAUUCUACAACGAAUUUCUCACCAAACGGCUCGACUUUGGUGCAACAGAAAUCGACAAAUUGUGGAAAUCGUAUUCGAAAAUCAAACAUAAAAGCUUCGGUCAUACCCAACGUGUCAUCGACAUACUUCAAUACGAUUAUAAGUUUAGCCGCGAUAAGCUAGUGGCCAACAUGUAUUUGCUUCAUGCGGAUCCGGAAAAUUUGUUGCGUUUUCCGGAAGAAGUACCUACGAUCAGUGGAAUGGAGCUGAAGGAAAUUGUGGCAAAGUAUCCGAAAAUUACGAUGGUAAACCACAAUUCGGUGAAACGGGUGAUCGGCAUUUUAAAACAGUUAGACAUCCCGGACGGAGAAGUGUUGAAAUGUUUGGCAAUAUUCACACUCUCACCGAGAACGAUAGAAUAUCGGCUGGAACGAUUAACGCACAUAAAAGAGUUUGAGGUACUGAUGAAACAUCCACGAGUGUUGCGUUUGAUACAGUACCAUACGAAGGCCGCCAUACGGUUGGAAUAUUUGCAGCAACUGAAGGUUCGCUGUGCCUCGCUAGAUGUGCUGUCGAGUAAUUCCCAAAACUUUGAGAGGUACGUCCGCGAAGGUUGUGACCGCACGAAAGGCAAAGAUACCAGCCAUGUACUGAAACACAUAUUUAAGGAACGUGGUGAAGCCGCAGUACAAACAAUCAAGCGCCAUCCCAAUUGGUUUCACGUGCCGGUGUUACAAAUGCAGGAAACGGUUGACAAGUUGCGGAAGAAAAAGUUCACUCUGGAUGAUAUUUUUAACAACAUUCACAUUCUGCUUUAUCCACUGAAUCGAAUAGAAGAAAAGCUGACGUUGCUUCAAAACGAUGAUCCAAAGCUCCAGGAAGAACUGGGCGUGGAGCUGUACAGAGCGAACAGAACACAGAUAUUAGCGCUGGCAUUGUACUUGGUAGAGCUGGAUUUCCAUUUCACUGGCGAUGGUGUAUGGCCGGAGCAGAUACAGCAGAGCGAUUCAAGCUCAACGAUUAACGUGGAACUGCCGAGCAGUUUAAGCAGCGAAUACAAGUUUGGCAAAAAGCCACCAAAUGCCACCAACAGUCCCACGUGAUGACAUCGAAAAGUGUGUAUCAAUGUCCCAAAAGUAGUCGAUUGCAAGUGGUAAUUGUGCACACUUAAUGGACAGGUAAGAGAUUAGAUAGAGAGGUAUGUAGCAUGGUAGAAAAGCUUAUUUAUAAAACAUUUACUUUAUUGGUUAGUGAAUUUUUCAAUUGUUAAAACCUUACAAACAAAGCCAUGCCAUAUUAAAUGCGCAUUUAAGAAGAAAAGUAGUCUAAAGUGAUUGAUCACCAGAAGGAAUGAUGCUCUUUGAUGUAAUAUUUGUAAAAAAAGAGUUCAACUAGCUAAACUGUUGCGUUGUAAACCUCACAAAAGCAGAAACUUAUUUUAUUGUAGGAUGAAAUGGAAAGAACGGCAAGUGAAAUGUUCUUAUACAUGUCAAAAUGCGACUAGAGUUUGGGUAAAUUAAAAAAAAUCAUGUACACUACAUAAUUAAAUUGAUUAUCCUAUUUAGAAUGCUAUUAUUUGCGGUUGCAGCAUUGCCAUUAUUCAUCAAAAUACACAGCUGGACUACUGAUUCGGAUGCGCAACUGUUGGUGAAUAAUAUGCUGAUGGUAGGAGAUAGUAAUCCGAUUUAAAGAUGCUAUACUCGGCACUUCCUGCUUCCAUUUCCGCUAAUCCUCUGCUCGGUCCGAUCCAUCAAACAAUGAAAUUUAUCAAACAACAAUCCACCACGGCAAUGUAGUAGGGUUUGUUGUACAAAUUUCUGUGAACAGACGUUUGUGAAAUGCAUUUAUGCAGCUUGCCUCACCAAGCCGGACAAAUGCUUAGGCAUAUUGUGCAAGCUUUUACACAAAUAGACUAUGUCGGAGUACUUUGAUUUUAUUAAUUUCCUAUCGCGAUUGUUAUUCAUCCAACAAACAUGCCUUCCUCCCUUGUACAUACGGAUACGGAUUUCGCAAUGCGUCAACAUUCGUCGAAUCAGGAUAACAAGAGUCGAGACAUCUCAUGCUAACAGCUAGGACUCGGUUCACACGUUCCCACCUGUGUUUGUGUGUGAAAACGGUUUUCCAUUACGGGUAGGUAUUGUUCCGUUUUUCCACCUGUUUUCCCACCUACCAUCCGAACCUGGUGGUCGCAAAAACCAGGAGGUAAGGUUUGUGAUAAAACAAAACCACAGUCAUAUGCGGGGGUACGGCGUGUCGAACGGCGUUCGGGAAAAGAUAAAAGAAACACUUUGACGCUAAAGGCGUGAACGUGCACCACGUGGCUUUACAGGUGACAAUUUAAAUGAGAGCAAGCACUGUUGUGUUUCAUUUCCAUGCUGUAUGCAAUGCGGAAUUGUGGGUUGAGUUGCUUUUUUUGUGCAUUUCAAGAGGUAAAGGGAAAAUAAAAUAUCGCAAUACGCGUGCCGUUCAGCUUCUUUUAUGCGUGUGUUUGCAGCGUGCAAUGGAUCAGCC
This is a messenger RNA of Anopheles funestus (African malaria mosquito), 3560 nucleotides long. It is a transcript of the gene mTerf5, whose product is annotated as transcription termination factor 5, mitochondrial. Gene Ontology annotation, biological process: regulation of DNA-templated transcription; termination of mitochondrial transcription. The record is from RefSeq and is a predicted model, not a curated record. The coding region runs from base 575 to 2152 and encodes 525 amino acids. The transcript has 4 exons. Gene Ontology annotation, molecular function: double-stranded DNA binding. Gene Ontology annotation, cellular component: mitochondrial matrix. NCBI's taxonomy places the organism in Eukaryota, Metazoa, Arthropoda, Insecta, Diptera, Culicidae.